Frankliniella occidentalis (western flower thrips) is the source of this 9201-nucleotide messenger RNA. RefSeq names its product calcineurin-binding protein cabin-1-like. The coding region runs from base 200 to 8836 and encodes 2878 amino acids. Gene Ontology annotation, molecular function: protein binding; nucleosome binding. Lineage: Eukaryota; Metazoa; Arthropoda; Insecta; Thysanoptera; Thripidae. The transcript is spliced from 32 exons. Gene Ontology annotation, cellular component: nucleus. Gene Ontology annotation, biological process: chromatin organization. The record is from RefSeq and is a predicted model, not a curated record.
AGUCUCGUUGCAUGCAACUUCGCCCGCGCUUCAGACCGGGGUUUUGUAUUUAUCUGAAUUUGUUAUUUUGGUUCAGUGUGUCAGUUCAUUCAAAGCAGUUCAAUCAUACGCAAUCUCGACCAGAGCCUCUGAAUCUGCUUGUUUUACAUAUAUCGUCUAUCCAUCGCUUCGGUGCUUCGGGUGUUUUAAAUAAAUUAAAAUGACUCGCCUUAGAGCUCUGAAUGAGAGUUCAUCUGAUGAUAGUGAAGAGGAGAAUGAAGAGAGGGAAACUAUUGAAGCUCAGGAGGAGCGAGCCUUUUCACUGUACAAGAAGGCUUUGGAACUUCGACAGAACGAAAAUUACUCAGAAGCAGAAAAGUUGUUUAUAUCUCUAUUGAAUGAUGAUUUUUUAGCCGAUGUAUGUCCCGAGGAUCUGCCUUCAGGCGCAGAUGGACUAGUUCGUCCUGCAGUUGCUUUGAAAUAUGCAUGUUUGAAGAACCUAGGCAAUGUGCUUGUUCUUCAGAAACGUCCUGAAGAUGGUCUGAAAUGCUUUAUGCAGGCUGUAGAGCUUGAUGAAUCAGAUAUCACAAUGUGGCAUCAGAUGGGAAGUUUAGCACUUCAAAUAGAUGAUUUCCAGUUAGCAAGCCAAGCCUUCCAAGAGGGUUUGCGGUGCAAUGCUAAUCACUGGCCAUGCUUGGAUUCCCUAUUACCUGUUCUAUAUGCAUUGAAUGACUACCUGGGAUGUUUACUACUUGUAUCCCGAGCCCUGAAUCUUGAUCCAGAAUACCCUCAGGCUCUGGCGCUCCGUGACCAAAUUUUUAAAGAAGAUCCUAGCCUGGUUACCAAUUUUAAGGAAUUCUUCCCAGACGAAAUAGAUGUUUCAGGAUUAAAGUCUAAUUUAGAAGAUGAGACAGCAUCAAGGGCCAUUGCACAUGCAUUGUCCCUUCAAGAACGCUACUUUGUCAAAAAUGCUUUUCAUUCGGAUAUUAUUGUUGACCUGGAAUGCAAAAAAGUUAUUUCUAAACUCUCAAGGAAUACUUGGGAAGAACUCGGUAAAAGUCUCCUUCAAACAUACAAUACCGUUAGCAGCUCUCCAGAUAAGAGCUUCCUACAUCUUGUGGAAAUCACUACUUCAGAGUCUGCAAACAUUAGUGAUGCAGAAGAACUUAAAAAAUUAAAUACUGUAUGUGAUAGUGCCUUAGCCGUAGGAGCUGUUGAUGUAGAAAUUGAAGCUGUCGAUGUAGACAGUGAACAGGAUGGCAAGGGAGAGGACCAAACUGAAGAGGAUGCUACGGAGGCUUCAGGUCUAGAAGAGGAGGUAAAGGGCAGCAGAAACCCUCCUCAAAAUUCACCUGGAUUAAAAAGAAAAAGGAAGCGUAAUUCUACCAAUUUGAUGGAUCAGUGGAGUAAACGGCGUUCGGGUAGACGUGCUGGACGGAAAGUUGAAGAUCGAGAAGAAUCUAAUCUAGCCUCACGCUUUCGUUCCUUUCUUCCUGAAACACUUUUAUCAAAGGAUCUUGAAGCAGAGAUAGCAAAAGCAAGUAAGCGGCGUCCUAUUCGUGAUCUAGUUGAUGAUUGGGGCGAUAACUCAAUGGAUACAGUGGAAUUAUGCCGCCUUCUUCAGGAACGUGAUGCUAAAGAUGAACAUCAGCGAAAAUUAAAGCAAAAUUCGAAGGAAACUUUCUCGGAGCGGUUAAAGCGAGAAAAUUAUUUUGAAACCAACAAUGAAAGCUCAGAUGUCUGUCUGUUUUUGGAACAGUAUUGCUUAGGGACACACAAUAUUAUUGAACUAAUCACUAACUUUAUAAAGCUAUUGGCUGGAAAAAAUUCUAUUACUUGGCCCUCAGGCUUGGUGCCUGUAUACACUGAAGCAUAUGAAUGUAUGAGGAAACAUAUACCUUUCUACUCGCCCUUUAAUAUAUCAGACUCUAAUGACAUUGAUUUGAGAGAUUUGUAUGCAUCAUUGCUAUAUUGUGAACUUUAUGUUGAUUUAUUGCAACAGAAGAACCUCAACAACCAAGAUAUUCUUAGUGAAAAUGGAAUUGUUUUAGCUGAAGCAUUGGGGAAUGUAAUGCUCUUAACCGGUCUGAACCAUAUCUUCUCCUCAACCUCAGAUCAAAGCAUGGUGAUGGUGCGAACCCAUUGGCUGAGAGUUCACUUAUUUCUAUUGCAAGAACACUCGUCUUUGGCAAUACAUUCCUUACAAGAUGUUUUAGAAAGCUUAGAAAUGAUUGAGGCUGAAGAAAAAUUGCAUGAAAAAGAUCGAAUUAGUAAAUCUGAUGGCAAAGCACACAAGGAUGUGCUAGUAGAUGGUUUCAGUUUGGAACAAGGUGUUAAGGUUGAAGGAAGCAGUUUAAAAGCAAAUGAUGAAAAAGAUGUUGAUUCACCUGAGAAUGAAUCCAAUACAGAACAUAGUUCACAAGCCACUUUGGCAAAAGAUGAAGCUGUAUCAAGAAUGGUAUCUAAUUUGUUACCUUCAAACCAGCCUGAAGAAAAAGAAACUUCAAAAUUGGAUCCUACUGUCACAUUUGACCCCUGUGGGAAGAUCUUAGAAGCUACAAGCUUCUUAGAGGAGAAAAAUAACAAGGAUAGCUGUCUUCUGAAGCCAAACCAAGAAGAUGAAUGUAUGGAAAUUUGUACAGAAAACAGAAGAGAGACAGUCUGUCCUGUGGAUGUCACUUCAAAUAGUGGCUAUAUGGCUGAUGAAUGCAUUCCAGAAAAAGUACUUGCUGCAGAUACAACAAGUGGGGCAGUAGGUUCUGAAACUUUACCAGAUUUGAAACUGGAAGAAGUGAAACAUAAAACAUCCAAAACAGCUGAUGUUCAGCAAACUCUCAACCAAUGUGGUUCUCCUUCAGAGAUUCUAGUCACUGAUCAGAAUAUUUCAAUUGAGGAAGUCUCCAUGACUUUAGAACCUCUAAAAGCAACGGACAAAAUUACAGAUGAAGUGCAAGCUGCACUGUCUUCGAAAGAUUCUAAUUCUCCUGAAGAAGUUCAAAAAAUAAAAGAAAGGGUGUCACAAGCUGAACCGGUCUCUGAGGAUUCUGAUUCUGUUAAAAAGAAACAACAGGAACUUUUGGGCGAUGGUGCAUCUAUUGAAUUGACAGAACAUUCUAAAGAAGAAAUUUUAAGUAAUCAGUCUUCACCAAAAUGUGGUUUUACUGAAGCUAUAUGCAAAGUUACAGAAAUGAAAGAGGAGGAAAGAGACUUUAGUAGCUCUUCUACAUCUGCAAAUGUGAUUCCAGCAAAUGAACCUGCAAAGCAACUUUUAAAUGAUACAGAAUGUGUUGAAGUCACAAGUCAGAUUGUAGAAGUAGUACCAGCUAAGCCAACAUGUCAUGCUUCUAGUUCUGGUUCUGAUUUAUGUGACCCAAAUCAGGAAACUAUGGAACAGCUCAAAGAAAACUGUGCAAAAGAAAGUAAGAGCUCUCUAAAUAAGAAAAUUAUUCCCACUACUGAUGAUGAUAUGGCACCAGAAUUAGAAUCAAAUGUGGAACAGAUUGUUGAGAAAUUACCUGUGAACCAAGGCGAUAGUGAGACUGUAUCAAUUGCCGAUGCAGUGGAUGUUUCCAAAAGUGCAGAACCACUUAAAAAUCUCACAAAUCCGUCCACAGUUAGUGAAAGUAAAGCUACAAGGGAAGAAGAAGAAAAGUCCACUGAUUCAUCAGUAACUAUAACAAAGCCAAAGUACCAAAUAUUUCUACCAAACUGUCGUCAUAAUCAAGAUAUCAACAAGAGAGCUGCUCAAAAACUCCUCACUUCUUUAACCAGGCAACAGCAACUGAGCGAAGUUGAUGAUUUGUAUAGUUCUGGUCAGUAUGAAAUCUUAGCCAGCAGUUUGACAGAGUGUUUCAAGUAUUGUGCUCAGCAGACAGACUGUGAAAAUCCUGAAAUUGAUAACUUACCAGACCGCCCUACACAAAUGGCGAUGCUUUUGGACUCACUAUGGCAACUUCAGAGAUACAGUGACUGCUUUUACUGGACUGAAGCAUGUCUACAUGAAGCUUUUAACCGAUAUCUUGGUUCAAGUGAUUCUGAAAACUCCUCUCAAGAUCAUGAUGAUCAACAGAUGUGGGCUACAACUGUUGAAAGACUACUGGCAGGGUUAAAUGGUUGUCUUAAGGUGUCAGACUUAGCAAUUUUGAACAAGCUGCCAAAAACAUGUCUUACUCGUCUUAUUCAAACUUUGACAAGUAUUCUCUGCCAGCAAUUGGAACAAAAUGACUGUUCAGUGGAAAUGGCAAUUGAGUGUACAACUCCAUGGGUUAUUUUGCAUCGAGUCAUCUUUUUUGAAGAACAAGAACUUCCUCUCCGUAAAGAUGUGAUACCCUCACACAUGGGUGUAUUGUUUACUGCUCAUGAAUACAUGGGAAAGAAAUCUUUAUGCUGGCUCAAUGAAGGAAUUCUCCUCCACCUUAUAUUAGAUGUGGUUGUACCCCAGAUACGCACUACUGAACUGAGUAAUGUUCGAGAUAAACUGAUUCAUGAAGUGGAACAAGCUAUUUUAUGUUUGUAUGGUCAUCCAAAGAAGACAAAUGACAGACAAAGAAAAAAAUUGCAGGAUCAUAAAGUUCAUCAGCAUCUAGAUUUGACAUGGGAACGCAGUUUAUUGUUACUCAAAUUUUUUGAGCCAGACGAGCUUCCUUGUUUUGAUUCAACAACCAAGAUUAGUCCUGAUGAGGAGCAACUCUUUUUACGAAUUUUGAGUCUAGUUCCCAUUGACUGCAGUCCAAAACGAUACUUAGAUAAAAUGAAAGCAUAUUUAGAGGGUACUGUUGAGACUUUUCCAGACAUACAGUGCUCCAUUCCUAAAGCUGCGGAAAAUUUAUACUACCUUCUAGCUGAUUACUAUUUAAAAACAUUUAAGUGGGAUGCAGCAAUUAGGUUUUAUAUGUUAGACGUCUGUAUCAAUCCCCAUCGUUUUGACUCAUGGGCAGGUAUGGCUCUUGCAAGAUCCACACAGAUGUUUCAUGAUAUCAAUUCCUGUGACACUCUUAACAAGGAUCGCCAACUCUGCCGGAAAAGGAAAGCACAGCAAUGUUUUCAGGUGGCCGUUGAUUUGGUUCCUGAAAAUACUGUCAUGCUGAUUGAGUAUGGAAACUUUGCCUACACAGUGCACUCAUUUUGUUCUCGUCUCCUGAAAACAGAAACUGAUGGUUUAAGCAUGGAAAUGUUCACCAAAAUUGAGGAGGAAAAAGAUAAAAUGCUAGCCAUUACUGAAAAAUGUUUUAAGGCUGCGGAAAGACUUGACCAUGAUGAAAGAUGGCUUCAGCAGUUCAUGUUAGGGAAAGUAGCAGAAAAACGAGGGGAACGUCCUAUGAUAUUCUUACAACAUUAUAGACAAGCUGCAAGGCUGUUGUUUGAAUCUAACGCAGAGUAUCCUUUGAGUCUAAACUAUGACCCUCCUCAGCACUAUGCUUUUGAAGCACACGAGGUGCAUUAUCGUCUGCAUGCUUCAAUCUUGAAGAGCUUAGAGCAGAUGGAGGGAAAGAUUUUGAGUGAGGAAAUUGAAAGACUGUACAAGGAAACUCUUGAAGAGGCUGCCAAAAGUCCAUUUAUGGCCCCUCGAGCAACGCCUCAACUUUUCCUGAAUUCAAAGAGGGUUUCCCUAGACCCACUGGAGCAUAUGGGAAAGAAAAUUAAGUUGGAUGAUUCUGUAGUUGUUGUUGAUCAUGAGGAUUGCAAAGUAAUUACAGCAGAUACAAAAAGUGGUUCACUGCAAUCUGAUCAAGCUACUAUUGAAUCACAUGCACAGGAGGGUGGUCCAUUGAAAGAAAGAGCUGAGGUUGAUUUGCGUUCAUCUUAUCCGUUAAAGAUACCAUCUCCAAACAGUUCAAUUGAUGUAAAGUUAAAACAAAAUGACAUGUCCCUUUCUAUGCCUCACACUGAGCAAGCUGUCAGUAUUGAUCCUGGGGCUUCCUUUACUUCUAAAGAAAAUUCUGAUCUUGAGGUAAAAAAGAAGUCUUCAAAUGCCACCCAUCAAUACACAGAAGUGGAAUCUGAUGUGGGCUUAGUUGAGCCAGCUGUGGUCCCCCUCAGUAACAUGGAGAAGAAUGUUAAAAGUUCAUCUGUUGAGGAUCCAAAACAGAUCACUGUAUCUGAAAAACCUAAUGAAAGAGAAGUGGACCCAAGUAAAAGUAAGAACUUACAGCACAUUUCUCUUGUGAGCCCUGAGACCAAAUUUGAACUAUUCCCCUAUAAUGACCCACAGUAUGUCACCUCUAACUCUAUUAGAAAUUUGAAUUUCUUUGGUUUGGGUAUGGGUGUUGGUAAUGUGGAUUUAAGUAGACAAAAAAUGCAUGGCCUAUCUUCUGUAGUAGCAGAGCAUGACUAUGCGGCACCAUAUACUGAUGCUGAGCAAAACCCAGCUGUCCAAAAAUUGAGCGAUUCUAGUGUCAGCCAAUGUGAAGAAGGAAACAAACAUAUCUACUCGCAUGAUCAGUUAGACUCUGGUUUGAACUUAAACCUUCUUUCUAGUAGAAAUAGGGACAAGUUACGCGACUCUGUAUCUAUCGCUUCCUGUGAUAAUGUCCCCAAUGUAAGUAAUUAUGAGCUUGUCAUUGGAGAGAGUGGGCUUAGACAAGAACAAGAACUAUCUACUCUGAGUGUGAAGAACAGAAAGCAAACGAGGAGUAAUAAUCUAAAAAUAUGUUGCAAUCGUGCCACUGGAUUCAGUGGGGUGGGCUCACCUGUUGAUGGUUGUGUAUCUAUUUCUGAAACUGCAAUUCAAGAAGCAGUCCCUUUGAAAACCAAAGAUUCCUCAGCAACUUCAAAUGAUAAAUCAGACAGCUCAUCAGCCUCUUCUGGAAGUUCAUCUUCUGAUGACUCUAGCAGUGAGUCUGAAAAUUCUAAAAAUGAUAAAGAAUGUCAGGAUAAAACUGUUUUACAGGAUUCAUCAAAGAGCAAUAAACAAACUCCAGCACCCAUAGUAACCAAUGAGUUGGUCGCACCUUCAAGUCAAAGAAGCUCAGAUCAUACAGAUUUGAUUAACCAAUGUCUAGUUGGUAUAGAAGAGUGCUUAGUACGAUAUCCUCGACACUAUAAGUCUUUAUACAGAUUGUGCCACUACUAUUUUCAUUCAAAAAGAGGCCGCAAUUUACUCAAAUGCCGUCAACUUCUGCUGACUGACUAUCGAGUAAUGAGAGCCAACAGAAACAUUAAUAUUAAUGGUCUAUUCAAAAGUGGAAGCAUAAAUACAAUGUUUAAUGAUGUGUGGCGUAUGCCAAUCGAUGAAAUUGACCGAGCUGGUAGUUUUGCUUCCCAUAUGAGUCGUUGUGUUCAUCUUUUUAUGGAGCUAUUGCGAGCUCAGCGGGAUCAUGCAACGCUCCUGAAACUUUGUAUCUUUCUCAAGAGAGAUCCCGAAAAAAAGGACAAGAAAUACUUGCGGGACAACGAACGAGCUGAUUUGUCAAAACAAGCACUUGUCUUGUGUUUGGCUGCAAUGCGAGAAAGUGUUAAUUUAGUACGAACUACAGACAAUGUCAUUGAAUUGUUCCGAACUGCAAAAGAUGGCAUUAAAGAGAUGCCACAAAAAGAAGGAACUUUUAAGACUUUACUAAGCGAUGCAUACAAGAAAUUUAAGGGCAUACAGGUGGAACAAUCUCUCUAUGAUGAUGCUGUCAACUUUUGCCAAAGUGAACUAAGCAGCCGCAAAGCAGCAGCUGAUUUCAAGUUAAAACAGACACAAGAUAGAGCCAAAUUUGCACAACUUCAAGCACAGAUGCAAGCCCAGGCACAAGUUCAAGUUCAAGCCCAGGCACAAACUCAGGCGCAAACCCAAGUACAAGCCCAAGUACAAGCUGCUCAAGCAAUACAGAUGGGAGUGAAUACAAUGUCUUCAACCCUACCAUUCAACACAUUACAAUCAAGGUUCCCCACAGGAGUCAAUGCUUCCCUUGGAAAUGCCUUGGCUUCUCCGUUGUUUCUGCCUCAAAUGCCUGUUUACCGUGGUCGCGGUCGUCCCCCGAAAGUUCAGCAACAAACGCAACAACAACUUCACAAUGCUAUGAUGAUGGCUCAAAUGAUAGGUUUGGCGAAUGCUGCUCAUUCCUUCCCAGUUCCUACAGAUUCAUCAAAACCCAAGCUUAUGAAACAACAGAAGCAGCGCCGAGUUCAGCAACCAACUACUAGUGGUCCAAGUACAGUCGUUUCAUCAAUCAUUAAAGACCGGCCAGCAUUAUCCAUCACAACUUUACCCAAUUCUGGCUCUACUACCACUACAACUUCCUCUAACAAUGGUGCACCUGUAAGAACAGGAAGCCCAUAUUCUCAACCUCCAGUCCGCCCUGGCCUAAGUGGUGUGGACAUACUGCCUACUGGCCAGUCAGUUUGGCAAGCAAGACCACGGCACACUUUUCCAAGACCAAUGAAUACCCCAUUACCUGGAAACACUGAUCCUAGAAGUAAUCUUAAUUCAAAUGCGAUGCGAAGAGAUGGCCCAAAGCUUAAAUCGUUACCAAAGGGUAUGCCCGGAAACAGUGUUACUCCUCGAUCAUUUCCGACUCAAACAGCAGCAAGGUCUUUUGGAACCCCUUCUCAAUCAAGUAAUCCAGUAUCACUUCUUUCACGGUUGCCAGGUCUGCAAGUUAAACAAAAUCCUCAACAAGGGUUUGGGAUGUAUUCUGAAUCCCAAAGUAAAGCCCUGAACACUCAAGAAAGAGCAGCAGCUGCAGCUCAACAGCAACUUGAUAGAUUACAGAAACUUCAAAUGGCAAGUUCUCAAUCAUCUAAGCCAGCAGUAUCCAUUAGUAAAGUUUCUGCAACCUCAUCACAAGCAGCAGUAGAUAAUAAUGUUGCUGAUGGAAGUGAAACAAAAAAAAGUAACGAUCCCAACUUUGACGUCAUUGUUUUAGACUGACAUUAGAUUUUUUUACCACUCUAUGUCUGUCUAUUUAAAAUAAAGCUAUAUGCUUGUUAAGUCUGUGAUAUUUUUCUUACUUUGUUUCAACACAUUCUAGAUUUAACAUUUUCUCCUUUAAGUGUAUUUUAAUUGAUCAGUUGACUUACUGUUUAAUUUGUGUUUGUCUGUGUAUUGGACGAAUGAGUUAAAGGUCAAUGAUAACUGAUCAUUUUGUAUUUAUAGAAUCCAAAAAUUGUAAUUAUUUUUUUAUUGAAAUUGUAUAAAAAGUAUUUAAAGGAACAUUGUAGCUAUAAUAAUAGGAAAUUUACAGUUUUUUUUCUGUGAAAGCAAUAAAAAGCUAUCAAAGCUGUUGGAAUGAUUGA